Molecule: messenger RNA, 1325 nt
Organism: Coccinella septempunctata (seven-spotted ladybird)
Lineage: Eukaryota; Metazoa; Arthropoda; Insecta; Coleoptera; Coccinellidae
Exons: 2
Coding region: 189-1325 (378 amino acids)
Source: RefSeq, a predicted model, not a curated record
UUAAAAGUUUUUUCAAAAAUUAGAUCUCUUUGAAAUAUGAAGCCAAACUUAAAUCUAUAUCGACGAUAUUGUUCAGAAUACUAGCCUUGAAAAAGAAACAAGUCGUUUCGAAACGUCGGCGUUGUAUUGAAGAACAAUAAAUAAAAUUAGUCCAAGAAUCCCAAUAUUCUUUCAUUUCAUCUAACUAAAUGGACGAUAACCUAAGAACAAUUAAUCAAGCCAGGGGUUUCUUCCAGACGAUAAGAGAUCAAAUGGGCACACACGUGUGUAAUACGUGCAAAUUAUUUUUGACAUCACGGGUAAAACUGGCAUCACUAUACAACCGAAGAAUAUUCCUGUUAGGCUGCCGCAGCAAUCGUGUAUUCCCAAACCACAUAAUAAACAACAUAAAACAAAUUCUAUCACUACAAAUCGACGAACAUCCAUACAGGAGUAAUGUAGACCUGAUCAUGAAGACAUUCCGAAAAUCAGUCCUAAACGUUGAGAUCAAGAUAACCGCCUGGAAGAUCAGACAGUUUGAAGGAAGAAUACAAAGACUCCGAGACCAGCUUACCACUACAAUCGACAACUCAACAUACGAAACACUUGUUGACAUUGCUAACACCAGAUUCAGAAGAGAAUUCAGUAACAUAAAAUCCAAAAAUGUCAACAAACUCAAGACUCUCAAGAACCAACAGAUUCCCCCUCUGCCCAUCACAACAUGUGACAAAUACAUAGCCAACUACACGAAUAUUACUAUAUCUAAUGAAGUGAAGACGAUACUUGGAUUAGGCCCCAAAUUUGGCCUACCACCCAAACAUAUACCAAUGGAAACCAUCAUAAAAGACAUAGAGAGCUUCAUUAAAGUUCAACCAAUAACCGAAGAGGAGAAAAACACAUAUAGAUCCAAAUCCGUCAACAUUGUCAGUAAUUAUAAAAAAAGGGAGAGACACACAAGAAGAAAUAACACAAUGGACAAAUAUUUGAAGGAUACAACCAAAUUCAUACGAGAACACCAAGACAUCACCAUUAGUAGAGCAGACAAAGGUGGUGCAACAGUACUUAUGUACAAAGAGGAAUAUCAGUCCGGAGUAGAGAAGAUGUUGAGUGAUGAGAAUACCUACGAAAGACUACAAUCAGACCCAACUCCAAAAAUCCAGAGACACACCAACAAGUACAUCAAAACACUUAAAGAUGAAAACUAUAUAACAGAGACUGAAUACAAACAUCUAAUUAGACACAACAGCAUAGCACCUAAAUUAUACUGCCUACGUAAAGUCCACAAGAACACCCUCAGCUUGAGACCCAUCGUUAGCUGCAUUAAGUCCCCCACUUACAAAACAUAG